AUGGGGAACUCGUACGCGGGCCAGCUGCGGACCACGCGCUUCGAGGAGGUUCUGCAUAACUCCAUUGAGGCGUCGCUGAGGUCCAACACUGUCGUUCCCAGACCGGUCUUCUCCCAGCUGUACCUCGAGACUGAGCAGCCGUCCGCACACGAUGGCCGUGCAGAGAAUGAAGACGAGGAUGAUGAAGAUGGCUCAGCGUCGAACAGCCCCCCAAUACCCUACCAGAUGAAGCCCCCCCCUGAGGGAUGCUGCACCACAGAUGGUUUCUGUCAGGCAGGCAGGGACCUGCGUCAGUCCUCGCUGGCGUCAGAGACUCUGGAAGUUCCUCCUGGUUUCAUGCUGGUCGGGAUAAAGUCGCCCUCUCUUUCCGAGACCCUGCUGGUGUGUGCUGUGGACCGCCGCUUCCUGCCUGAUGAGCGGGGUCGUAAUGCACUGCUGGGCUUCUCUGGGAACUGCAUGGGCUGCGGAGAGAAAGGCUUUCGUUACUUCACAGAGUUCUCCAACCACAUUAACCUGAAGCUCAGCACCCAGCCCAAGAAACAGAAGCACUUGAAGUACCAUCUGUACCGAAACAACCAGGGCGUGCUGGUCAAAGGAGCUCCCAUCUGCUGGAGGGGCCACGAUGGCAGAAUGAGACAGAUGGGCUCCAUCCUCGCAGAAAACCAUGUGACAUCUGAUGAGCAGCCACCAAACCUGGCAUCACACACACCAGGCAGCUACACAGGAUCACAUGUGGACCCUACUGCUCUGCCGCAAAUAGCCGACCCUCCCCAAACACUGACAAAUGGCAACCAUGCUGUUCCCUCCGUCACCCAGCCACCUUUAAAUCAAUCAGGGCCCGGGAGACCCUCAGUUACAGGGACACAUGCAAAUGCUGGACCCCCCAAAAAGAGGCACAAGGGCUGGUCACCGGAGUCGGCUGCCAACAGUCUGCCAGAGAGCACUUUAAAGACGCCGCCAUCUUCAUCAGUCUUGGCAACGCUGUCCGUGUCCUCUGCCGUAACACAUGGAACCAGAUCAGAGCCUGCAGCCCUGCUGAGUUCAUCACAGCACUCCUCGACCCCGCUCGCUCCCCCGGAGCUGUCUGUCACCGUGCCUGAUCAGCUGCUACACACCUGCAGACUGCAACCUGUCGUCUUCAAAGGUCACGGGCCACUCCCUCAGCUGAUGGGUAACGUCGGUGAAGUGCUGGUCAGUUCUCUGCUGCAGAGUUGUUACCUGAGUUCCCAGGCGCUGCCCAGAGUCUACCAGCACUACGGACCAUCGCCCAUCCAGCCGCUGUCCACGGAGAUGCAGAUUCUCCUCACAGUUUACUACCUUGUUCAGCUAGGCCCUGACCAAGUGCCCCUGAUCGAGGACCUGGAGCAGAUAUUCAUGAGGUCGUGGAGGGAGUCUCACCUCAGUGAGAUCAGACAGUACCAGCAGCCUCAAACACCAGCCUCCCAUGGGAGGCACUUUGUCGUGGAGACCCCCUCCUCCCUCCCUGGGCUUCCCCAGCACCUCAGUUUACCUCCUCAGAGCCAACAGCCCCUGACCUCCAGCCAGCUCCCCUGGCUCGCCCAGCUGGCUGCGUCAUCCUGUGGAGAGGGCGUGGUCUUGUUAGGGGACCAGAUCAAAUCUCUGGCUCAAGGCCUCCAAGAGACGUUCAGCAGGUUAAUGGAAGGACGCCUUGAAAACACCAACUACGUGGUGAUUAUUGUCACUGCACCGGGACAGGAAACACAGUCCUGUGUGGUGGUCACAGGUAAACAUCAGUGUCGUGCCUUGGCAGAGAGUAUGUACUCUCCCACUGAGGGUCUGAAAGAAAUCAAUCACCAGCUCUCGACUGGAGUCGCACAGGAGCUCAUCCACUUCUGCAAUUCACUGGGACAAGAUGGCGACAUGGACUCCCUCCUUGACAGUGCCACGGUGGACAGCAACGAGCUGUCUCCUCUGCUCAGCAGUCAGGAAUCAGCUGAAGACAAGAGUCUGAAAAGCUCCCACAGCCCGAAGGAUUCACUCACACAGAGUUCAAAAGACUCAAACAGUCCCAAAGAGAGAGCUUCAAGUCCUAAAGACGCCUGUUCAGAAUACUCCGUGGAGUGGCGUGAGGUUCGUCCCAUCCAGCUGGCAGUGGCUCGGAAGCUGCUGUCCCAUGUCUGUGCUAUAGCCGACUCCAGCACACAGAACCUGGACCUCGGCUCCUUCGACAGGGUCAGCUUCCUCAUCCUGGUGCCGCCCUCAGAGGUCACGUUCCAGCAGACUGUGCUCCACCUCAGGAGCUCCGGUGUCCUCCAGGAGCUUGGUAGUUUAGACCAGGAGUCCUUGUCUCAGGGGGAAUUUGAGCGUUACGUGGUGAAGAUGGAUCAGAGCGCUCAGGCCCAGAUUGACAGCUUCAUUCAGGAAGCUUACAGCAACACGUACACUUUGCACAUCCUGGUCCAUGACCACGCCCACUGGGACGUCAGCAGUUCAUCCUACAGCGCCUCAGACAGUGGCUUGGGUCUAGUGGACAAGCUGUUAAACUCCCGCCGGGUCAGAGACGCUCCGAACAUCCUGAUUCUCCACGUCACCUCCUUCCCCUUCACCCUCCAGACUCAGUACACUCGCAUCAGCCCCUACAACGAGAUCCACUGGCCCUCUGCCUUCAGCAAUGAUGUGGACCUGUAUCACGAGAGGACGCGGUACUUUGGCGUGUCGGAGCUUCUAGAGUCGACUCGUUCAGGAAGCAGUCUGCCUCUGAUGCGUCAUGAUUCCUCCUUUGAGAGCAUGGCCUCCACCCUGGAAGAAAGGUUCCCUAAGCUGCACAGUGCUGUGAUCCGCACCACUGUCCUCAUCCAGCACUACUGCAUAGCCCUGAUGGCUGCGUCAGGCAGAAUCGGCGGCUCCCCCAACUUGCACAAACACACCUCCGUGGAGACCCUGGAGAUUGUGCAAUCACUGCUCACUGCUGCCCAGCAGUGUCCUGCCCAGCACGGCCACAUGGUGCUGCUGCGGAUCCCGUCUCUGGCCCUGGCUGCGUGGGCCCAUCGGCGGCUCACCAGAGUGAGGAGGCAGCUGGGUCUGGAGGAGAGUUUUGAGAUCAUACUUGGAAAUCACAACCAAGCUCUGACUAUUGGACAGACCUUCACUGAUCAGAUCAAGAAAUGGCUGCAGAUCGAGGAUAAUGAAUGGGUUCCUCGUACCUACCUGGAGCUCGAGGCACUUCCCUGCAUCCUGAUCCUGUCCGGAGCUGAGCCACUGGGAGAAUCACUGCCCAGGUCACUGAAGUACUGCGACCUUCGGUUGAUAAGCUGCUCGUACCUUCAGCGGACCACGCUCGAACAAGAGCUGGGGCUGGCUGCUUAUCUGGUGAAGGAGGAGUCCCGACCCCCACACAACCCCGGCCCAGGAAGCGACCAGCUGGAGAGCGACGCCGACAAACUCAGCAGCACUGACAACGAGGAGGAGGAGGGACAGGAGAACGCCGACUCCCCUUUGUCCUCCAGUCAGCAGCUCCAGUCGUGUCCAGACACUGGAGCUUUAGAUUCCCUGAGCACCACUUCUCCAAAUGUCCAGAAAGGCACCGUGGACGCGGUGCAGUCUCCCUCACAGGCGCAGUCUCAGUUUAAAUCCCAGACUUCAUCUCAGUCUUUUCAAGCUACACCACAAACCCAACCUCCAGCACAAAGUUUUUCCCAGACCCAACCCAUCUCCCAGCUGCAGACACAACCCCAAGUCCAGAGUCUGAAUCCGCCAGUACCUCAAACAAAUCCCCAGCAACAAGCUCAGACAUUUCCCCAGCCCCUCUCCCAAACACCCAACCCUCAGACUCAGCCGCUCCCCCCUGCCCAUUCACUCCAACACUCCAAGUCCACUUCCUCUGGCUCAUUGUCCCCCCGCUCCUCCUCUCCUCACCUGAGCUGCUCCUGGGCGCGGGGAGUGAGUCGCCCCCCCUCCGUGCUCCUCCCCCGAGCUCUGUACGACAUCAUCACCGCCAGCGACAGCAGCGGCCUCCCGCGGUGUACCUCCUUCCUGCCGCACAUGUCCGUGGUGUGGGCGAGCAGCUUCAGGCCCUUGCUGAGUAAGAUGAUGACCUGCACGGAGCAGUCCCUGUACUAUCGGCAGUGGACGGUCCCUCGCUCCCUCCACAUGGACAGCAGCAAUCGCACAGAAGGACGCAGCGACAACUUCCACCCCCGCAGGCUGCUGCUCAGUGGACCCCCGCAGGUGGGAAAGACGGGGGCGUACCUGCACUUCCUGGGUAUUCUGUCUCGGAUGCUGAUUAGGCUGAUGGAGGUGGACAUCUACGAUGAGGAGGACAUCAACUACACUGCCCAGACGGAGGGGGUGCAGUACCACCUACCCAAUGCUCCCUGGCCCAACCCAGACAUAAUGAGGACGAUGCCCUUUGACUACACCAUCCAUGACCCAAAAUAUGACGAUAUCAGCGCAGUGUAUUGUCCCGGACAUGGAACCACUGCUGAGGGAAACCCAGUGCGUCAGGAGGAUGUGUACCUACGAAGACGGACAUCCAGGAUUAAGCUUUCUAAAUAUGCAGCGUACAACACCUAUCACCACUGUGAACAGUGUCACCAGUACCUGGGCAUCAACCCCAGAUACCAGAUGUAUGAGUCGACACUGCACGCCUUCAUGUUCACCCAUCUGCUGCUUGGGGAAGAGAUCCAGCUCUACUUCAUCAUCCCCAAGUCCAAAGAGCACUACUUCAGCUUCAGCCAAUCAGGAGGCCAGCUGGAGAGCAUGCGGCUGCCGCUUACUUCUGAUUGGAGCCCGGACUGCAUCAAGACUCCAAUCUUCACUCCGACCACCGGGCGCCACGAGCACGGCCUGUUCAACCUGUACCACGCGAUGGACGGCGCCUCACAUCUCCACAUCCUGGUGGUCAAAGAGUACGAGAUGGCUGUUUAUAAGAAGUACUGGCCCAACCACAUCAUGCUGGUGCUGCCCACUGUGUUCAACGGAGCUGGAAUAGGCGCUGCUCACUUCCUGAUCAAAGAGCUCUCAUAUCACAACUUGGAGCUGGAGCGCAGUCGCCGGUUGGAAGGAGGCGGCCCGGCCGGGGACGUCUGGCCCUUCAUCAUCCUGUCUGACGACUCCUGUGUUAUGUUUAACGCAGUGGACCUCGACGCACGCAAUGGCCCGACGGAGCGCGCCGUGUCCCUGAAACACGUCUUACAGCACAUGGAGGCGUGUCCGGACCUGGCCCACUACGGACUGUGCGGGAUCAGGAAGUGGAGCAGCCGCGGAUUCACAGGUAACAGGCAGAGGGAGCCCUUCUCCAGAGGACACCUGCAUGACUUCCUCCUCCUCAACGCGGACCGGAGUCAGAACAUCCAGUACGACCAAAACCGCUUCACCUGCCACGACGUGGACUUCACCCUGCGGCUGCACAGCGCCGGGCUGCUCGUCUGCAGGUUCAACAGCUUCAGCGUCAUGAAAAAGCAGGUCGCCAUCGGAGGAUACAGGACCUUCAUAAUCAAGACCAAGAUGACAGAUGUGCCCACCUCAGUGGGGCCCUCUCAGUACAUCUGUGCCCCAGACAGCAAACACCUCUUCUUGGCCACACCAGCUCAGCUGCUCCUGGAGAAAUACCUGCAACACACCAGCCAGAAACUGUUUCCUCUCAGCACCAGGAACUACACACACCCCGUACUGUCUGUGGACUGCUACCUCAACCUGGGACCUGAGGUGACGCUGUGUUUCGUGAGUUCCAGACCUCACUCUGUCAACAUCAGCACCACAGGGCUGCUGUUCAGUGGCCUCCUCCUCUGUUUCGCUGAUUCCUUCGUCACUCCCGGCUUCCUCAAGAAGUUCACCUUCCUCAAAGGUGCCACUCUGUGUGUGAUCAGUGCAGACCGCAGCUCGCUGAGGCAGACGGUGGGCAGGCUGGAGCUGGAGGAGGAGUGGAGGUUCCGGCUCAGCGACGAGUUCCAGACGGCCAACGCCAAAGAGGACCGACCGCUCUUCUUCUUGACUGGGAAACAUAUAUGACGGGAACGCGUGGACACAGUGAGCUACAAACAGUCAGGACUUGAAUUGCCAAAGAGAAGCUGCAGUGUUGAAUGUACUCACUCACUUUGAUGGUCUGGCUUGCUCCAUGAAUUGUGCCUUUCAAGAGUUCACACUAAAGCCUGAAACAUGCUUCUGCGACUGCGUCUGCGUCUUUUCACGCCGCUGUGGCGCAAGACUCGUUUUCAUUCAUGCUUCCCCAACCGUUGCGCGUCUUACAAAGCAAUUCCGCGCCAGAACACUAGGCGGAGUAAUGCUUUUUGCCGAGAGACGCCUUCU
This is a messenger RNA of Platichthys flesus (European flounder), 6267 nucleotides long. RefSeq names its product growth regulating estrogen receptor binding 1 (gene greb1). Bases 1 to 5970 code for a protein of 1989 amino acids. The record is from RefSeq and is a predicted model, not a curated record. Gene Ontology annotation, biological process: multicellular organism development. The transcript is spliced from 33 exons. Lineage: Eukaryota; Metazoa; Chordata; Actinopteri; Pleuronectiformes; Pleuronectidae.